AUGUUGUCGUUAUAUUUUCAGGAUAGAUUCCUGCCUAUAGCGAAUGUAGCUAGGAUUAUGAAGAAAUCAGUUCCUACGACAGGCAAGAUAGCUAAAGAUGCCAAGGAAUGUGUACAAGAAUGUGUUUCAGAGUUUAUUAGUUUUAUUACUAGCGAAGCUAGUGAGAGAUGUCAUCAAGAAAAGAGAAAGACUAUUAAUGGAGAAGAUAUAUUAUUUGCUAUGUCUACAUUAGGCUUUGAUAAUUAUGUUGAACCAUUAAAAUUAUAUCUACAGAAAUACAGAGAGGUUUGUGUUAUUUUCAAUUUUAGACCAGGGGUCUUAUUCUCAAAAAUAUUAAAAAUGAUUUAA
Molecule: messenger RNA, 348 nt
Organism: Lottia gigantea (owl limpet)
Lineage: Eukaryota; Metazoa; Mollusca; Gastropoda; Lottiidae
Exons: 3
Coding region: 1-348 (115 amino acids)
Biological process (GO): regulation of transcription by RNA polymerase II
Cellular component (GO): CCAAT-binding factor complex; nucleus
Molecular function (GO): protein heterodimerization activity; DNA-binding transcription activator activity, RNA polymerase II-specific; RNA polymerase II cis-regulatory region sequence-specific DNA binding
Source: RefSeq, a predicted model, not a curated record